Messenger RNA from Microthlaspi erraticum, 354 nucleotides. The record is from the annotation of a GenBank genome assembly. NCBI's taxonomy places the organism in Eukaryota, Viridiplantae, Streptophyta, Magnoliopsida, Brassicales, Brassicaceae.
AUGGAUCUACAUGAGUUGGAGGAAAUUAGAUUGGAUGCUUAUGAGAACUCUAAGAUCUACAAGGAAAGAACUAAGACAGCCCAUGACAAGCUAAUUCGCCUCAAGGACUUCAAGGCAAGAGAUAGUGUACUGUUGUUUAACUCCAAACUAAGAUUGUUUCAUGGGAAGCUAAGGUCCAAGUGGGUAGGACCAUUUAAGAUCCAAGAAGUUCUACCUUAUGGGUCGCUCACUCUGCUCAACAAGGAAGGGAAAGAGUUCACAGUAAAUGGCCACAGAUGCAAGCCUUACUUGGGGGAAACAGAUGAUAAUGAAGAAGAGAUCGUCACUCCUCUUCAAGAUCCAAUCCCCGCCUAA